CUCACGGCUGCGCGCCGGCGCCGCCACCCCCUCAGCGGGCGGCGGUUAGUGCGCUGGGCCGGCUGCCGGCGCGGGACCGACCAGGGCGGGAAGGCGCUUAACGGAACGCUGGCACGACAUUCCUAUUGGCGUGGUGAAUAAGCUACGAGCACACUUAAAACUGAGAAUCUGUUGGUUUGCUGCUUUAACUCUUAGGUUUCCUAGAUCUAAAAGAAAGGCUGAGUUAGAGUACCCUUCCAAAAUGGCUGCUCUUAAGGAAGAGAGAGACGUGGAAGACUACAAGAGGAAAGGAAGACGGUCCUCACAGCAGAAAUACCGUAGACUGAAUAAGGGCCAUGAGCCAAAGGAGCCGGAGCAGUUGAGAAAGCUGUUCAUUGGAGGCCUGAGCUUUGAAACAACAGAUGAUAGUUUGAGAGAGCACUUUGAAAAAUGGGGCACACUCACGGACUGUGUGGUGAUGAGAGAUCCACAAACAAAACGUUCCAGAGGCUUUGGCUUUGUGACCUAUUCUUGUGUGGAGGAGGUGGAUGCUGCCAUGAGUGCUCGACCGCAUAAGGUUGACGGCCGCGUGGUUGAACCAAAGAGAGCAGUUUCGAGGGAGGAUUCUGUAAAGCCUGGGGCACAUCUCACAGUAAAGAAAAUAUUUGUUGGUGGAAUUAAAGAAGAUACAGAAGAAUAUAAUUUAAGGGAGUAUUUUGAAAAAUAUGGCAAGAUUGAAACCAUAGAAGUCAUGGAAGACAGGCAAAGUGGAAAGAAAAGAGGCUUCGCUUUUGUAACUUUUGAUGAUCAUGAUACAGUUGAUAAAAUUGUUGUUCAGAAAUACCAUACUAUAAAUGGACAUAACUGUGAAGUGAAAAAAGCACUCUCAAAACAAGAGAUGCAGACUGCUAGCUCUCAGAGAGUGAAAUAUUUUGUAGGCCGUGGGGGUGGCUCAGGCAACUUCAUGGGUCGUGGAAACUUCGGAGGCGGUGGAGGGAACUUUGGCCGAGGAGGAAACUUUGGUGGAAGAGGAGGCUAUGGGGGUGGUGGUGGCGGUGGUGGGAGCAGAGGAAGCUUUGGGGGUGGUGACGGAUACAAUGGAUUUGGUGAUGGUGGCAACUAUGGAGGUGGUCCUGGCUAUGGCAGCAGAGGGGGUUAUGGUGGUGGUGGAGGACCAGGAUAUGGAAACCCAGGUGGUGGAUACGGAGGUGGAGGAGGAGGAUAUGAUGGCUACAAUGAAGGAGGAAAUUUCGGUGGUGGUAAUUAUGGUGGAAGUGGAAACUACAAUGAUUUUGGCAAUUACAGUGGACAACAGCAAUCCAACUAUGGUCCCAUGAAAGGUGGUGGCAGCUUUGGUGGCAGAAGUUCAGGCAGUCCCUAUGGUGGUGGUUAUGGAUCUGGCAGUGGAAGUGGGGGCUACGGUGGUAGAAGAUUCUAAAAAUGCUACCGGAAAAAGGGUUGAAUGAGAAGCUGCUGCUUGACAAAAUGGGGAAUGUCUUGCACAUCCUCUUCCAUUGAAGGUUUCUGACUGGGUAAGAUUUGUAGUGUAUAGUAAAACACUUGUUUAACCCGUAUUUCCUUCUAGGCUUUCCUUUGCCAGCCUUUUAAUGUCGAGGAAAGCCUUAAGCACUCAGGAGCAAGUAUUCCAGCAUUCGUCACCCAGCCUGUCCCGCGCUGGGCGAGGGCUGCUUGCUGGCAUAGUUGCUAUUCGAGAAUCUUCUGUUCCUGCCAGGUACAAAAUCGCUGUGUGCCUGAGAUCGACAAGACAGAAACGAUAAAUGUCUUGAAAUACCUGCUCUCCUUACCGCUGCCGGGGGCGGGGGGGUGAGAAAUUGUUCGUUACCUUGUCGUAGAAAGAGAAGCCUUAACAGAAACCCGGCAAGGUGAAGACACCGGAGCGGUUCAUCGCAGGUCUCGGUGGCGUGUGACACGCUGCCGCCGCCGCCGCUGCUGCAGAAAGUCCGUAAAGGCACUUUGCGUUGGUUAGAGCAGGGACUUCCCUCCCAAUAAAUGAGUCGCGGCGUACCAGGUGGGUUUGUAUUUAUCUGUGCGAAUCUCAAAAAGAGUGGAGUUUUAGACCCUUUCGGGUGUUGGGUGCUUUCAGGCGGGGUGGUUUCGUGGAGGCUGGUCCUGUCACGUGCCGCCCAGCUGAAAGCACGACUGCUUUUAUACAGGCAAAUGGCAAUAAAAGAACUUUCCAUGGAAUCUGCUUUAAUGCACGUUGGUUCUUAACUCUUGGAACGUGUAUUCCCUCCAAUUGUUACAAGUCUGGGAUAUUUUAAACUCUGUGUUGCAUAGUAGUAGUCUAGUAACUAUUCAAACUUGCCGAUAUGUUUUUUGAGUCUCUGCAUUAUUUUUGUGAAGUCAGUUUCUAUUUUAGUGUUGGUUUUGCUUCGAUUAGUCAGAAAAUAAAGUCAACGGAAAAUGGAAGUCGCGCAUUUCAGUUUCACUUGGGCCUUGGGGAUGUUCACAGACUGGUUCAAGCGUUUAAACUUGUUACCUGCUGUCUGUAAACAUCCAGAAAGCAAACUCUUGACACCGUAACAUACAAUUAAAAGUUAACUUGUAAGCAAUUUACAAUGGUAACAUUGAGAUUUUCAUAUAAUCAGGAGCUGCUUAAUGGAACUCUCGCAGUGACUGCAUUUUUUUUUUUAAUUUUUUUAUUUUUUUUAAACGUUGACAAAGGUUUUUUGGUGAGCUGAGGUUGAGCCGAAAUUGAAAGUGCUGCAGUGAGGCCCCAGGCUCCCCUCGGCGCAGGGCACAACAGCUUGGUGCCGAGGGGACAACGUGCUUCUUGCGGCCGCAGGUGGGAAGCUCUGCUGCUCCUCUGCUGGGCAGAGCUGCUCCUGAGCCCCCCUGGCCCCCGCGCAGCAACAGGUAACGGGGAAGAGCAUUAGUGUGGCUUCUGCUUCCUCCCUUGCGGGCAAAGGCCUUUGUAUUUGAGGGGGGAACGUUACAAUUUUUUAACAGUAAAAUCUUGAAAAUGUUUUAACAAAAAUAAGUUUUAACAGAAACUUUGUAGUUUGCAUCCCAUUUCCAGGCCUGGACGUUUUCCUUGACAUUAGAGGGUUCUGCGUUGCCGCAGACUUGUCCUGUGCUCUGGAGGGGGCUUUUUGCAGCACAUGCAGAUCUAGAUAUUCACUGUUAGAAUUCUUUUCACGCUUGGAUUUAUAGCCCUCUUGUUAGACUAAUUUGCUUAAUUUCAAUUAUUCAUACCACAAUUUGCUCAGAAAUAACCCCUGUCAAAGACAAACGCAUCCUUAAGGAGUACUUGGUCAAGUGUAUCUUUGUCCAUGAGGCGCUUCCAAGAGUUAAGAAUGCUCUUUCGCGGCUCCGUCUUUCUAUAGCGGCUGUUGUUGGAAGUAGCAGCUGUAAAUGUAGAUGGAGACGCGAAGUUGUAAAGUUAACGAAGCGCUGGUCCCUGAGCUGCCGUUCUGCGGAAGUUUGUUUGAUACGUAAACCUGUGUCUUAAUCGAAAAGCAAAUGGUAUGUCCAGGUGGUAAAAAUGUAUUCCCCCAAAAGGGGCCCAGGUCGACGCGGAUGCGAUAAGUGUUUUGUUUAUACGACGCUGAAAUGAAACAGCCUCUUACCUUUGGUAUCCUUUAAAUAUGUAAGGCGGGAAGGGGGAUGCUCCCGGUCUCUGGAGCGUUGAUUGUGUGAUGUACUGACUUUCUGUCUUUGGUUCCUGUGUUUAAGACGUGAACGUGUUUUCAUACGCUGUCUGCGCUGCGGUGGAAUAUCCGCUUCCCCGUCAGUCUGUGCUCUCUGACAAGUGUUUGUAUCUUAAAUUGUGUGGAGCAUGAAAGAUCUUCGGUAUCGCUAAAAUUGAGAUAUCUGAUGGAUGAUUCUUUUUCUGCUGUGGGUGCUACAGGUUGACAUCUCUAUCUAAGAUUAGCUUUUUCCUGAACUAAAGUAAUCCAAGUUUCUCCGUAGAAGAAAAAUGGCCAUCAUGUAGAAGAUAAUAUCGCAAGAUUGGAAACAGAAUAAUAUGUUAAAAUAACUGGCAAAGACUCCAAGAGCCACGGCGCUAGUGUGCUGCAAUCUUAGAACUUGUGGUUAAACAAGUUUAAAAAAUAACGUGGAAAUUAAAAAUUUCAGUAUAGUCCAUAAUGGAUUGAAAUUUGUUAAAAUAUUUCCAUUUUGUAUCAGAAUAAAGUGUACGUUGUCAAAUGACUUACAA
Messenger RNA from Chroicocephalus ridibundus (black-headed gull), 4159 nucleotides. It is a transcript of the gene HNRNPA3, whose product is annotated as heterogeneous nuclear ribonucleoprotein A3. Gene Ontology annotation, molecular function: mRNA 3'-UTR binding. The transcript is spliced from 14 exons. Lineage: Eukaryota; Metazoa; Chordata; Aves; Charadriiformes; Laridae. The record is from RefSeq and is a predicted model, not a curated record. Gene Ontology annotation, biological process: mRNA splicing, via spliceosome. Gene Ontology annotation, cellular component: catalytic step 2 spliceosome. The coding region runs from base 242 to 1417 and encodes 391 amino acids.